AUGCCAUCCAAUGUAGAAAAAGUGGAAGAAAUUAAUGGUGAUGAGAUUGAGGUUACCGAAGAGACUAAAAAUGCCAGAAAGAAGGAAGCAGAGAUAGCCCAAAAGGUCAAUCACAUGCCUAGACCUCCACCUCUUUUUCCACAGAAGUUAGAAAAGAAGACUGAAGAAGGAAAUUACCGCAGGUUCAUAACUAUGUUGAAACAGCUUUCCAUCAAUGUCCCUUUAAUAGAAGCUUCGGAGCAAAUGUCUGGGUAUGCAAAGUUCAUGAAGGACUUGGUGACCAAAAAGAGGGCUGUCAGUUUUGAGAAUGAUGAGAAGUUGCAGCAUUGUAGUGCCAUUUCUACCAAGUCACUGUUGGGUAUAGGAGCUCCAAAACCAAUUGCGAUGCGUUUACUUAUGGCUGAUAGAACUGUGAAGAAGCCCAUUGGAGUGCUUCAAGAUGUCCUUGUGAAAGUGGGGCCAUUCAUUUCCCGGUUGCGCUUAUUUCCGAGAAAACUCAAAUCCAAAUGGACCAGGCCAUUUUUACUCACGAAGGUGCUGCCCAAUGGUGCGGUUGAGCUUAAGAAUAGUGAAGGAACAAGGUUCAUGGUAAAUGGACAAAGGAUUAAGAUCUAUCUGGGAAAUGUAGAGAGUGUGCAAGAGGUUGUUGAGGCCUACUAUCUUGAUAAACUCUGA
Molecule: messenger RNA, 675 nt
Organism: Solanum verrucosum
Lineage: Eukaryota; Viridiplantae; Streptophyta; Magnoliopsida; Solanales; Solanaceae
Exons: 3
Coding region: 1-675 (224 amino acids)
Source: RefSeq, a predicted model, not a curated record